AUGUCGAAGCGGGAGUCAGUGGAAGAAAGCGACAGGCCGCCGAAGAGAGCACGUGCGGAAUAUCAGCCACGUCCCGUAGAAGAAAUCCACUUUGCCGGGCAGCUACAAGACUUUUUAAUUUUCCGCCAAGAUGGAAUCAAUCAGCUACGACAUGGCAUCGCUUCUUUCAAAGCAUUCCUCGAGAGCAUUCUCUAUCACCGRGAAGAAGACAAUCGUGCCCGACAGAUCUCCAUCCUGCGGGAGUAUCUAGAAACUCAAAGACCCGCAGAUGCGAAGGAUCUGGAGCGGCCGUUCCUUUCCCAGCUAUGGCAGGCAUGGUCGUUUGCGAAUCAGAACAACAAUGAUCAUCUAUCGUCAUCAGUAUGUGCGAUCCUGGCGCUCUUGUUGAAGACGUUGUCUGGAAUCCUGGAUCUUCGCGAUCAGGGCAAUCUCCUCUGCAAAACGAUCCUUCAACAUCAGCAUCUCCGACUUGUGAAGCGCUGCCUGGAUGCUCCCAAACACAAGGACUUUGUCAUCUCACCAUGCUUCCGACUUUUGAUAGAAGUCACCACUUUCGAUGGAGGUAUCAUGGCGAGGGAGGUGUACGAGAAACGAGAGCAGACCUUUGACAGCAGUUCGUUGAGGAGGAAUCUGGGUAUGGUGAAGCAAGACAUUCCCGAAGAGGAAGCCAAACGGCGACCAUCAAUACGAUCCCUCACCAUCCGAUUCAUCCUCGCAUUGUUCAAGUAUCUGCACGAGGGUGGAAAGAUUGACAUUCUCAAAAACAAGCCUCUCUGCAAUGCAUUAUUCCAGCAUCUUCGAGAUGACCCAGCCGRUCUCAUCAAUGAACUGCUCACCACCAUCGAGCAGAGCGUCUUGAAGGAUGCAGAAUUGCCGCGAUCUGCCAAGCAGGCCGUCUUGAGCAUUCAAAAUCUGGAGAGGGUCACAGAGGUCGCAACACGCAGUGAGGAAGGUCAUGCAGCAUCGGAGAAAGCGUUCAGCUGGCUCAAGUCCGUCUCUACCACCCCACAGUAUGGCUUGCUUCGGGACAGUGGGUGGUAUCCGCCAGGCACCUCAAGCUCGGAUGCUACUCGCUCAUCGAUCUUCGUUGAUCUCGGCCUGGACAGUCUCGAAUUCUACGACUCAGAAGAGCCAAUCAACGUUCGAAAUACAACCUUGCUAUCCUGGGCCAUGAGUCUCCGUGCACAGACGGAUGAGCGUGAGCGCGAGCUUCUCGUAACCUGCUUCACGUCUGCACCGGAACUCGUUGCGGCUUACUUUGCAGACAAAACGAUGCCCAUGGAACCCAGAUUGACAAAUACGUGGAUCGGCUAUGCGUCCCUUCUCUUCGAGAUUGUCCGUCUUCCAGUCCCCGCAAACUUUGGUCAUGAAGAGGGCAAGGCAUCAUUGCCAGCACAAACCUCCAUUAUGAUUGAGAAUAUCCUUCCACGCCCGCUGACUCAAAAAGUGUUGGUACGCUGCCUCAACCAAGGCAACGACUUGAUCACCUUCUUUGCCAUUCGCCUGUUGGUGCUGUCAUUCCAAAAGCUCGCUUCCGUGCUUGAAGAGAUGCGGCCUCAAUCGAAUGAUGACCGACUGUGGAAAGAAGCUGCGAAAAGAUUACAACAAAGAUUCAUCGAACGAUGCCCUCCCAUGAAGGAUGUCAUUGCUGCAUUUCGCAAGAUCCCGGAUGACUACGAGCACUCUCUGCAACGCGAAGCAACGACCCGACUCCUUCGACUGUACUACGAGCACUCUCCUGGUCAGGCACUUGAGGAACAAUUCGACGUCUCCACCACUCUCACAGCAGCGCUUGUCGGUAGUGAGGUCCCGACCGAGCGUAUUCCUGCCGAGUUGCAGGCACUUAAGAAGUUGGAGCUGGAGCACCUCCUGGCUAUUGCUCGACAUAGCACCGGCAUGAAGUGGUUCCACAAGCAGGGUGGCCUGACUUAUACCCCAAUUGUGACGCUUCUGAGGAUUCAUCGCAAAGACCCACUGAACAGACAAGUCCGAUCACUUCUGCAGCAUGUUCUCGUCGGAGAGAAUGUCUUGCAAGAAGGAUCUGCUCCUCUUGAUGUUCUUGUUGCUAGCUUACUUGGACUUUCAGACGACAACAGUGCUUGGGAGUUUGUCGACGAUUGUAUUGGGCGUGCAACUCGCAAGCCGGUGAAGUACUUGGAUGAUCUUGAUGUCAUUGUCAGGAAGCUCCGAUUGGAAGAAGCCGCUACAAAUCGGCCGAGUCUGCUCAUUGCUGUCGUUCUUGAGCAAGCAUCGUUUGUUGCCUCCAAGAUGGAUGGCAGUGGGAAAGCCAAGGCUGAGUGGGUCGAGAAAUAUCUCUCCCUUUCUCAUACCACCAAUCUCGAGGACAGCAACAUACUGGCGGACGUGUUGAAGAGCGUGCGCAGUCUCUCGGGAUGGAAUGUGACCAAGCCGAAGGAUCUAGAAAAGGAUUUGGAGGCAGUCCGACUGCCUGAUGAAAUCUCAAAACACAGUCAAAGUACCAAAUCUACAACCACCACCGGGGACUCCGCUUUGAACUUCCAGCAACCUCCACCAGAACCCAAAUCCCACCCUUCACUAACUCGCUGGUCACUCAAAGAAAUCGACAUGGCUCUCGAAGACGGUGACGUAUCCUCCUUGAUCCUCUGCCUCUGCUCCGAGCACAGCGACAUCCGCAAACAAGGUUUCGCCCAACUCAACAAGGUCAAGAAACUGCUUCACACUUCCUCCUUUGAAAACAGCGCUCAAGUCACGCUAUUACUAGGAGAAAUGACCGAGACGUUUGAACAGCAAUACUACGCACCCGACAUUCCUUUCCCUUAUAUCGCCGGAGCAUUUGGCGUGCGGGCGUUGCAAGUCCUUAUGGAGCCAGCACAUCACAUCUACCCCAAACUCAACAGAUAUCUCAUCCGAGGCCCAGAAUGGCGCGUCAACAAAAUGCCCAACUACUGGCUUUCCAACACCCUGCUCUCUCUCCCCGAAGACGACGAUGGGUAUUGGAAGGAAGUGCAAUGGGUUCUCGACUGGCUCGUUGACGGACUGCGAACGCCUCAGGAUUUGGAAGUUCUCCGACGCGGGAAUGUCUUUGAAAAGGUUAUGGGGUCGUGGAGUUCACCCGCUGCGAGGAGAAACAAACUCAUUCAGGAGAGGGUGCUUGAGAUGCUCUUCCGUGCGACUUGUAUUGUGGGAGGGAGUGAGGUUUUGAUUACGAGGAGUGGAGUGAUGAGUUGGUUGGAGACUGUUGAGAAGGUGGAAGGGGAUGUUGCAAGGAAGUUGAGGGAGAGGGUGCGGGAGACGUGUGAGCCUGGGAGGUUUGAGAGUUGGGCUAAAGGGGAGGGGAAGGGGAAGGAGGAUGCGGCGGUGUGA
This is a messenger RNA of Ramularia collo-cygni, 3345 nucleotides long. Its product is annotated as related to URB1 Nucleolar protein required for the normal accumulation of 25S and 5.8S rRNAs. NCBI's taxonomy places the organism in Eukaryota, Fungi, Ascomycota, Dothideomycetes, Mycosphaerellales, Mycosphaerellaceae. Gene Ontology annotation, biological process: maturation of LSU-rRNA from tricistronic rRNA transcript (SSU-rRNA, 5.8S rRNA, LSU-rRNA); maturation of 5.8S rRNA from tricistronic rRNA transcript (SSU-rRNA, 5.8S rRNA, LSU-rRNA). The transcript has 2 exons. The record is from RefSeq and is a predicted model, not a curated record. Gene Ontology annotation, cellular component: nucleolus. The coding region runs from base 1 to 3345 and encodes 1114 amino acids.